Molecule: messenger RNA, 4308 nt
Organism: Conger conger (European conger)
Lineage: Eukaryota; Metazoa; Chordata; Actinopteri; Anguilliformes; Congridae
Gene: il6st
Product: interleukin 6 cytokine family signal transduce
Exons: 16
Coding region: 216-2822 (868 amino acids)
Biological process (GO): cytokine-mediated signaling pathway
Cellular component (GO): signaling receptor complex; external side of plasma membrane
Molecular function (GO): cytokine binding; cytokine receptor activity
Source: RefSeq, a predicted model, not a curated record
CCUGGACGGCCUAUCGUCGGUUGCUCGUUGACAUAAAUAUUUCUUCUUAUUAUUUUUUCUUUAGAAAGGUUGUUGAGACCGAAGGAGCAUAUUAAUAAGCGUUAAGGUUUUAUAAUUGAGAAAUGCUGGUUUAAACAUAGAUAUUACAUACAUUUAUAAGAAGAUAUAAGCAGAACGCUCCAAUGACUUAAAAGGACGGUGACAGUGCCAGCAAGAUGGACCGUUCACAUAGAGCACUGCUGCUCCAGUUCCUGGUGUGCAUGGUCUCUCACUGCUACCCUAUUGAAUUCUGCUGCGGGAGAGCGUACCCAGAGUCUCCAGUGUUGGAGUUGGACCGGGAAUUCACAGCCACGUGUGUUCUGUCCGAGCUGGGAAAGAGAGAGACCAGAGCCACCGCCGACGACAUGUUCUGGGAGUUCAAGAAUGUGCGGGUGCCCAAAGAGCGCUACAGCAAAAUUAACGACUCGGCCAUCAGCAUGACCGUCAACGUCACAAAGGAGCUGCAGAGACCGCUCAAGUGCCAAGUUCAGACGCGCUAUCCCUCACAUAAUCCCCCCGUCAAGACAGUGCAUGGCCUGUUUUUCACUGUGGGGUAUCCCCCCGAAAAGCCAGACCAUCUGUCAUGCACCCUGCCCCAGUCUGGUAGUGGCAUUUCCCCCACCAUGACCUGUAACUGGGUCCCCGGAGAGAGAGACCCCAUUCUGAACACCAAUUACACGUUGGUUGUCGAUGAAAGUAUAAAUAAAAUAAUUCACAGAAGCGCUGCAGGCAAAAAAAGUGGGAGUGUAACCUUCGAUACCCUGCCGCUGUUCACUGAGCUCAGUGUGAUUGUGGAGGUGGAGAACCAGCUGGGGAAGGUCCAAUCAGAAGAGCUGAGGGUGUAUCCAGAAAACUUGUUGAAACUCAACCCCCCAAAGGAUGUGGAGGUGGUCUCUGAGCCUGGGUUCCCCACAUCUCUGCUGGUGCGCUGGGAACACCCCAUCGAUAUAGAGCCCUACAGUCUCACCCUGAACUACAGCAUCCGCUACUGCGCUGUGGAGUCCCAGGUGUGGUCACAGGUCCCUCCUGAUGAUUCUGUAAGCAACAUAAAGUCUUUUAGACUGCAGUACCUGGAGUGCUACACAGAGUACGUGGUUCAGGUGCGCUGCAUGAACAAGAACGGGGGCCACUGGAGCGCGUGGAGCCAGAACGUCACGAAGCGCACGCCUGAAGACAAACCCUCCAGUCAGCCAGACUUAUGGAGAGUCAUCACAUCACCUGAAGGAAACUCCCGGAAGCGUGUUAAGCUGCUAUGGAAGGAUCCUGUGCAUUCCAAUGGCAUAAUACUGGGGUACAACCUCACCAUACGGAAUGUGGACGCAAUCAAAAUCUUGGAACUCGGUUCCGGCAUUGUAGAGUAUGUACUUGAUAACGUGGAAGGUCGCUGGGUCAUUCAUCUGAGGGCGCGUAAUUCCUUAGGAUUGUCCCCGCCUACCUUUCUUGUAAUCCCUCAUGCGUCCCCAGAGCCUUCCCCAGUGACGACAGUGACGUGGCGGUCCCAGAACCGCAGCCUUUACGUGAAUUGGGAGUGCAUGGGCCAGAGCCCCACAGAGUUUGUGCUGGAGUGGGUCCACAACGGGACCAUCGGCUGGCAGAGAGAGCCAGGGAACAGCAGUAGCGCUGUAAUCAAAGGUGCCCUUGAGAAGUACAAGCGUUACAACGUAUCCGUGUACCCGGUGUACAACUGGAAGCCAGGGACGCCUCUAUCCACGGCCGCAUACGUCGAACAAGGAGCUCCUACAGAAAAGCCGGAGGUGACGCUGAGUAACAUCGGGAAGACGGACGUGAAGCUGGAGUGGACGGCACCUCCUGAGGACAAGCUGCGUGGCUUUGUCACCAAGUACACCGUAAUAUACAGGACGGGCAAUGUGGAGAAAUCGAUAGUUCUUCCUCCUUCUGCGCUGUCCUACAACCUGAAAGAACUCUACAGCAGUAGUAGUUAUAAGGUGUCGGUGACGGUGUCCACAGUGGCUGGGUCCUUAAAUAGUGUUGAGUCCACCUUCAGUACUCUUAAGUACGCGUCGGGGGAAAUUGAGCUGAUCGUGGUGCUCACUUGCCUGGGUUUCCUGUUCUUCACUGUGCUGACGCUGCUACUCGGUCUUAACAACAAGGAAAUGAUCAAGAAGCACAUCUGGCCCCAGGUUCCAGACCCUUCCAACAGCACCAUCGCGAACUGGUCCCCCGACUUUCCAUCGAGGCCCGAAACCCCGAAGGAGGGCAGCCUGACGGAUGUGAGCGUGGUGGAGGUGGACCUGUUUGAGAAGAAGUCUCUGGGCGAGGAGGACAAGACGUCUCUGCCCCUGAAGAAGGACAAGUACCUGUCUGAGGAGCACAGCAGUGGCAUCGGCGGCUCGUCCUGCAUGUCGUCGCCCAGGCAGAGCGUGUCGGACAGCGACGAGGGCGACUCCGGCCAGACCACAGCCAGCACGGUGCAGUACUCCUCCGUGGUGGCCAGCGGCUACAAGGGCCAGACCCCCGGGCAGCCCCCGCCCGUCUUCGCCCGCUCCGAGUCCACCCAGCCGCUGCUGGGCAGCGAGGAGCACCUGGACGAGCCCAGCCAGGCCCCGAGGUGUCCCAGGAACCCGUACUUCAGGAGGGCGCGGGUGGCGGACGAGGCCGGGGAGGCCCCGCUGAGCCUGCGGCAGAUGGACAUCCCGGAGCACGGUUCCCUGGGCUUCUGUCCCGCGGAGGAGGGGUCCCAGCAGACCACGCCCGCCGCGGAGGGGCCCGCAGGCCCCGCCCCCUCCUACAUGCCCCAGCGGAACGGAUACCGGCCGCAGUGAGGGCCGUCUCCAGUUCUUUUCAACCUUCGUUGUCAGUGAUCGCACAGUGCCUAUGUUUUAGGGUUUUAUUAUCGUCGCCCAUUGACAUGCCAAUUUCAAGGGGAAUUAAUCAUUUCAAUUUUCUGAACUGUAUAUUUUCAGGAGGAACUCAAUUUUAUGACAAAAUACGAAAAAAAAAAAAAAAGUGUAUAUAUAUAUAUAUAUAUAUAUAUAUAUAUAUAUAUAUAUAUAUAUAUAUAUAUAUAUGCGUGCGGUUAAAGAAUAUCCACAAACUGUCCACAAAUAUGCAGAUUUGCAAAUCCCUAUAAUCAGAUCAAGGAAUGUAGACCUAUAGGUCAGAAAUGUUCUUAUUACCAAGUAUGUAGUAUUUAAUGAAUAGAUGUCCAUGUAACGUUCUAAUGUGUUUCAACCUGAAUGAAAUGUGUGUAUGGCCAUUGUGAUGAUAAAUAUAUAAAAGCAAACAUUCUUUGAUGUUUUUACAUUCAGUUACACUCAUAAAAGUGUAACUGAAACUAUGGCUCUUUAAGGGUGAUAUUGCUCUCAACAAAAGCUAUAUACAGUUUUGUUUGUACAGUAUUUGAAUUGGCAAAGAGCUACCUGCAUCUUGCAAUCUAUAAAAUAGACAAGGCUUCAAGCAACGGUGAAAGAUACAGCGUUGUGAUGAAGUGAAGCUGACCUGGGCUUUCCGGGCAGUGUGCUGAGGGGGAAAGGUUCAGGAGCAGUGGUUGUAAUGUGUAAUUAAUGUCAUUAAUUUCCUCAUGUCCAUGACUCAUAUCACAUGGGAUGCAAUAAGCUUGCAGCUUUUUUGGACUGACAGUGAUGUAAUUUUCUGGAAUCCCUAGCUGCAGUUGCUUUUGUCCGUGUUACACAGCCUCCCGUGCAACUGUGGUGGUCGUGAAAGAGUGAAAAUGAACUGUUAAGUACAAUUAGGAUUUACUCCUCUUUCUCUUGCUGCUUGCUGGCCAGCAUUUUAACCUCCACACCUCUGCGAUAACAAUAAGAUGCUGCAUUUUCAAGGAAUGAUGCAAGUUACUGAUAUGCUAAAAUGACUUUUCUCAGUCUUUCUGUAAGCUCACUGAUAAACAACCUAAGAAUUGUAUUUUUAGGUUUUUAUUUUAUCUUCCAGUAAACACUAAUGUUUUGGACUAAACACAAACUGUUGCAUGUUGCCAAUACUUUUCACUGCAUGCCUUAUGUUACAUAAACAUUUAAAUAUGUGAACUAUUCGUUGUAAAUAUGUGUGUUUUUACAAGCGUCUUUAACUGUGCACAAAUCUGUCCACACUAUUAAAAUGCAAGGCUGAUACACACCAGCCUGAGACUCUUGCUUUGGAUCAGUAGGCUGUGGCAGUUUUAACUGAUCGUGUCAUGCAUCUGAAAAUGUGUCCAAUCUUCUGUGUGAGAACCUAUACAGCUACAGUAUGGAAUAGGCAUGUCCCUUUGAGCCCAUCAAUGUACAUGCAAAUAGAAUCUUUGUGUGUGAAUUA